Molecule: messenger RNA, 3449 nt
Organism: Toxorhynchites rutilus septentrionalis
Lineage: Eukaryota; Metazoa; Arthropoda; Insecta; Diptera; Culicidae
Gene: Vps39
Product: vam6/Vps39-like protein
Exons: 7
Coding region: 131-2824 (897 amino acids)
Biological process (GO): endosomal vesicle fusion; intracellular protein transport; vesicle-mediated transport
Cellular component (GO): membrane; cytoplasm
Molecular function (GO): protein binding
Source: RefSeq, a predicted model, not a curated record
UUCGUUGGAUGCAAAAAAAACAUUCCAAAACAAAACAAGAGAUAAAAAUUACAUAGCGUUUUCGUGUUUCUGUGAGCAGUCACAGAAAUAUUAAGAAUUUUGCAUUCGGUUAUAAUAAACGUAAUAUAAAAUGCAUGAGGCGUAUGUAUUGUACCCUCCGGAAAAAAUUCCGGUUCAAAUUGAAUCCAUGACGGGAUUUGAGAACAAACUAAUACUAGGAACGCGCCAGGGGCAUCUGCUGAUGUAUUCCUUCGAGCCUAACCAGGAAACGGGUAAGCUGGAUCUGCAGCUGCUUCAGUAUAAUAAAAGUUUCAGCAAGAAACCCAUCACCCAGAUUGAAGCCAUUCCGGAGUAUAAACUCAUCUUCAGCCUAUCGGAUGGCGUUGUGAAUGUGAACGAUUACAGUCGCCAUGGGUUUCCGUUGAUUCACACCGAGCAGAAAACUAAGGGUGCGACCGUGUUCGCACUGGACAUAAAGAAAUCGAAAUCCCUUACCGGCGAGCUUGCUUUACUUUGCCGAUUAUGUGUCGCAGUUAAGAGGAAGCUGCUGUGCUAUUAUUGGAAGCAAACCAAAUUACUGCAGCUGGGAUACGAGAUUGACUUGAACGAUGUUCCCAAAAGCAUCGCCUGGGAUAAGAAUUGCAUAUGUGUGGGAUUCAAGACUGAGUACGUGAUUUAUGAUAUUUCAGGAGAUCAACCAAAGAGAAUUGACUUGUUUCCCACGAGUUCCUCGAAAUCUAUUGAACCUUGUAUUUCGCUGAUCGAGGAUGGAGUUUUUGCUGUUGCUAAAGAUGAAUAUCUUGUCGCGGUUUACACCGAGAAGUAUAUGAACGAUGGAAAGGAUGGAAAUCAGAAAACCACGGGUUUGGUUAAAUCUGACGCCUCGCUGCUAACUACAAAGGAUACAAGAAAUUUGAAGUCGCUGGCUUGGAGCGAACCAUUCCAAGCCUUGGUUUGGGACGAGCCGUAUAUUAUCGGACUGGUAACGGAUGGCGUAGAAGUACGCGUGUUUGAUAAUGUGAAUACGGCCGAUAAAGGGUCGUUGAUUCAGACUAUCCCUCAGUUGCAAAAAGCACGGUUUUUGGUGCGCGGAAAGCGAGGAUUACUAUACGCUGCAUCCGUUUCACACUUGUGGUGCAUUCAGGCGGUUGAAAUUGCUAAACAACGUGAGCAUCUACUUCAGGAGGAAAAUUUUCACUUGGCGUUACAACUAACGCAUAUAUCCGACGAAAGUCCAGAGUUUAAAUUAACCAAAAUAAACGAAAUUCAAACGCGACAUGCUUACAAUCUAUUCAUCGACAAACAUUUUCGCGAGUCAAUGAAGGAGUUUUCCAAAUUGAAUACCGAUCCGAUUGAUGUCAUCAGGUUAUUUCCAGACCUUCUUCCGGACAAUGGAAAAAACAAGUUGAGUUCGUACUCUAAAAAACCAGCACCUGUACUCGACGAGAAAGACAUUGAGCGUGGUUUAUUGGCUCUCAUCGAUUACUUAACGGAAAAUCGUUACACUCUGCGACAAGAUAUGGUUAGCAAAACGGAUUCAAAGCUAUCUUCUGGCAAAAACAUUCCAGCAUUACUCUCCAUAAUCGAUACCACACUGUUAAAAUGUUACCUACAAACAAAUGAUUCCCUGGUUGCAUCCGUACUGCGAAUGAAUUAUUGCUAUCUGGAGGAAUCAGAACGUGUGUUGAAAAAAUACGAUAAAUACGUUGAACUCACAAUUUUAUAUCAAACAAAGGGUCAACAUAAGCGAGCGCUACAGCUGCUGCAAUCACAGGCGGAAACUCCAGGCUCUCCGUUGUACGGACACGACCGCACCAUUCAGUAUCUACAACAUCUCGGGAUUGAACACAAGCAUUUGAUUUUUGAAUUUGCCGGAUGGGUUCUGGAGAAACAUCCUGACGAUGGGUUGAAGAUAUUCAUCGAAGACGUUCCGGAAGUGAAAAAUUUACCACGGGCUGAGGUGUUGGAUUUUCUGCUGAAAAAUCACAAACAACUCGUUGUUGGGUAUUUGGAGCAUAUCAUCAAUGUGUGGAAUGAAGAAAAAGCUUUAUUCCACAACAUAUUGAUUCAACAGUACCGUGAAAAGCUGAUCGUCCUGAAGAAUGAUGCCGAUGUGGAGUCGGAUGUUCAAAAGAAAACAGCUAGAGACACAAUCAACGAUAAGCUGUUGGCGUUCCUGAGAAAAUCCAAAUUUUAUCACGCGGAAAAAGUGUUGGGAGAAUUUCCUUACACCGAUUUGUUCGAAGCGCGAGCUAUUAUCUUAGGGCGCCUAGGAAAACACGAGAAGGUUCUGGCCAUAUUUGUUCAAAUCCUGGGCGAUUUCGAUAAGGCGGUCAAAUAUUGUGAUCAAACUUACGACGAGAAUGACCCGAAAACCUGUGAUGUCUACGUCACGUUGAUUAAAACGAUACUCACACCUCCGACGUCGCCACCAUACAGUGAUGUGGAACUGCAUCCGCGCUGCCUCCAGCCGGACAUCGGAACCGUGCUGGUUAUAUUGGAGAACAAUGCCAAGAAAAUAAACCCCCACGCGGUUCUCCAAAUUCUGCCCGACGACAUUCCACUGGAGUCUAUUAAAAAUUUUCUAGAAAUUGCUCUGAACUACCAUCUCGAGCGGAAACGCCGGGCACAGAUACUGAAGGGGCUGUAUUACGCAGAAAACUUGCAAACACAUGAACAGAAGAUUCACUUUGAGUUGAAGCAUUUUCUUGUGACGGAUUUGACAGUUUGCCCGGUGUGUAAGAAGAAGUUCAGCUACCAGAGUGCAUUCGUUCGUACUCCAGAAGGCAGCAUUGUGCACUUUUCGUGCCAGGAUAAAAUCUGAACCUUUUUACAAUGCGUUAGAAUUGUAAAGUUGUAUGAUUAUUAACUUAGAGGCGAAUGAACUGCAAAGUUUAAAGCCUCUUAAAAACAAAGAAGAUAAGAUGUAUGAUUAUUAACAGUGUUAAGAUCCUAGAGUUCGAUUAGGCAAUAUUCGGCUUUCCUAUACUCCAAUGAACGGAGCGCUGUGAUUUGUUCGGUCGCAAAAAGGUUUUCUGAUUACUAUUUAUCAAUUCAUACUGUCCGGCCCUUUGCGACUUCCAUGAGACCGUUUUUAAAAUAAUUAAUUAUCUGUUAUAUAUUUUCAGCAAUAUAUAGAAAUUCUACUAAAUUAGCGCCACUCGACGUCACUGGUAGUAGGUAAAAUAUCAUUUCCAAAACAUACAUUGACUCAAAUUUGUAUUUGUACACUAUGAAUGAAUUCAAUUAUAACUUACAUAUAUAAGAGACGAAUGAACUCUCUGAGUUUAAAGUCUCUUUAAUUCAAUACCGUUACCGUUACAUAUACAUACUUUGCGAUUAAGAAUACUUUCCAUUCAGUCCGCAUGAGGAGUAUUUGCACAAUAUCAGUGUCGAUCCCCGCUCCCAAAGAUAUUUAUUGUGAAAAAAGAAAAUAUUCAGAAAUUCGA